Molecule: messenger RNA, 1649 nt
Organism: Anastrepha ludens (Mexican fruit fly)
Lineage: Eukaryota; Metazoa; Arthropoda; Insecta; Diptera; Tephritidae
Product: cysteine-rich hydrophobic domain-containing protein 2
Exons: 3
Coding region: 1068-1562 (164 amino acids)
Source: RefSeq, a predicted model, not a curated record
UUUGUGUUGAGCACUCCAUUUAAUGAAGAAGGGGACAAUUAAUUACGAAUUUUAAUUUAAAAGUAUUCCUUGCUCUGAAAACGCGUUCAACUAUGCAAUUGAGCUCAAAAAACACUAAACGCCAUUUUCUUUGGCGUUUUCCUUUUAAAAAAGCACUAAAUUUUUGCUUAAAGUACAAAGUUGGCAACUAUGACUUGCAGUGUCUGCUUUCAAGUUUUGUUCAUUUUUUCAUGCUCUGUGUAUGUUUUUGGUGCCAACUUCUGACAGCUGUUCGCUAACUUGUAUGAACUCGCACGGCUCGGUUAUUGCUGUGAUUUGUUGCUGACUGACGAUUUGUUGUUUUUCCUUUUUUAGCCUUCACUGCUUUAUUGUAAAUAUGCUCAUAUAAAGAUAUUGAAAUUCUGAAUUUAUAUCGAAAUCAAGUCGUAAGCAGAGCCGUGUAUAAUAUAUGGAUAUAAUGUUAUCAAAGAAGUAGAAAACGAAACGGAUGUUCUGACCCUGUGACUUUUAGGACUUUUAAGUACGGUUGCAGCAGCCAAAAGUUAUAAACAGUGACCAACAGUGCACAAUAAAAUCGAGGAAUAAUAUUACGAAUAAGUAAUGUAUAAUAACAAUAAAUGCAUGGCAACGAUCUCAGAGUCCAUUUAACGCGUAAAGUGGAACGGUAUACAAGAUUUCUAAAGCUGGUUAUAAAAAGUCAAAUUUAGCAAAGCUAGGCAAUUGUGAAAGUAAUCAUAGAGAACAGGGGUCUCUGACGUACCCAAUCAGGGACAGAAAGCAAUUUUGUGUAUUUUGCUCUAACACAUUUUUUAACAUAUUUUGUGGUUUUAGAAGUGUAAUGUAAUUAUGUUAAUUAAAUGAAAAUGUAAAGUUUUCAUAACACUGAAAAUGUACUGAUUGUUAGCGGAUGCAGCUUGAAGGUGCAUAGCAAUAAAAAAAAAAUAUCUACGACCAUUUAAAUACACGUUGCAAUAACAACAUUUUCUUCGCAAGGGCAUAGUUUGCUUAGUAUUUUCUGACAUCCUUCGUUUCGUUGAUUACGUCUCUUCUGACCUCUUCCGUUGCCAAUGGCAGACUUCGAUGCAAUUUAUGAGGAUGAACAGUUGGAGGAGCACUAUGAAGAUCAAAAUGUCGCACCCGUGCCCGAACCGAUCAUCUUACGGGGUUCUGGCAACAUGACAGUAUUUGGCCUGACCAAUCGUUUUAGCACAGAAUUUCCCACGGGUCUGGUUUCGCGUGUAGCCCCUGAAGAAUUCAAAGCAACGAUUGGACGUAUUAACGGCAUUUUAAAGAAGACGCUGCCGGUGAACGUGAAAUGGCUAUUUUGCGGCUGCGUCUGCUGUUGCUGCACGCUGGGUUGCUCUCUGUGGCCGGUCAUCUGUCUGAGUAAGCGGACACAAAUAACUCUUGACAAGCUGCUCGAAUGGGAGAAUAGUCAUUUAUAUCAUAAACUCGGCCUACAUUGGCGACUUCAUAAGCAACAAUGUGAUUCCAAUUCGAUGAUGGAGUAUGUGUUACGAAUUGAGUUUAUACCGAAAACGCCGAUAUAUCGUCCGGACUAAAAGCAAAAAGAAUACAAAAAUAUAUUUAAAAAAAAAAAACACAAGUUCGCUGGGUGGGGAGGGGGGAGUCUACCAUAAGCUUUGAUA